GCAGGGAAGGAAAUGGCGGCCGUUGAUGGAUGGAAGCUGGCUUUACGCUUUGAAAACGAAUUAAAAUCAGUCAGUGCUUUAAAUUUUUUAAAUUAGUGUUUGUGUCGUAAAGAACGAUUUCGUUGACUGCAGGAUCAAGGCAUUGCUCUGAUACUAGAGAGUACCAGUCUGAAGGUUUCUUUCUUGAUUGCAUUCCCGCAGUGUGGCCUUACUUUUUGCUAUCAACUUUUUGAUCCCACUGUCUGAUCACUGGUCAUCUGACGUGUGUUCAACCAGUCUUCCUGGCCCAUGGACUUGACUCCAGCUUCAGAUUUCAGAAGGAGGUCAGGUGCCUCUUCAUCGCCAGUUGGGAUUACAGAGAUUGCAAGGAGCUCACCUGCCUGCUCCCCCUCCUUGUCUCCAUCUUCUCCUUGCUCUCGAACAUCUUCACCUAUUUCUACAUCUUCCUUCGUGUGUGCCAACUCAACAGUUAAUCAAAACCAUGUAACAGGACAGACUGAAGAGAUAGAGAAGGCCAGGGUGUCCUCCACGUCAGCUUCUCUUACAACAGCAUCUUUUUCGGCACCUGCACACGAAGUUGUCUCUUCAGAAUCCUUCAUCCAUACUUCUGUUGCCCUGAGUGAAGAUUGUGAAAAAGAGGGCAAGACAAAGGAGAUGUAUGAUCCUUUUCAUCCAACUGAGGGUGACAAGGAGGGAAAGAUGGAGGAGGAAGAAGAAGGAGAUAAGUAUGACCCCUUUGACCCCACUGGUUCUCCAGCAUCAGACAUCAGUGAUGAGGGUACCAAAUCAAGGGAAAUGAAAAGAAACACAGAGAGACAGAAUGAUGAUGAGGAGAAAGAAGAAGUACCUCCAGAUUCAACUGACAUCUUGACAGACUUACCAACCCCCUCUCUGGCUACCCAGCUCCCUCUGAGAAGGAGAGUAGACUGUAGUUCUUCCAAAUCUGGAGAGCAGAGAGACAGUGCUGACUCUGAGCAUUCUGAAAUAGAGGAGGGAGAAAUAGUUGGGGUUACUGACAGAGAUGGCCAGGUAAAAGAUAAAAGGCCAGGUGGAGAAAUCCUCCCCUUGAAUUCGCCAAGUGUUUCCUUCUUCGGUUCAAAACCAGAGCGCAUUCUCCGGGUGUUAGAUGGGGAUGGUUUUGUGUCUGUGAGAGCUGAAGGCAACUGGGAGGUGGACAGGGAGCCUGAAGAUGAACCUUUAGUAGGAGUGGAAGACCUGAGAAGAAAGCUGGUGAGCAGGCGGAAGGAAAGAUACCUCUCUUUUCCUGCCUCUUCCCCUCUCACUCCUCAGCUGCCACCUCCCAGUCAUCCCCUAAUUUCUCCCCCCUCUUCUCCCCUUGCACUGCCCGUGGAACAAGGAAGCAAGAACCGCAAGUCCUCCAAGAGCUCAAAGGACAGAGACAGACAGAAGAGUAAGGACAGAAAAGCAGGAGAGAAGGAGGAGAGGAGAAAAAAGAGGAGGAAGGACAAAGAGAGUGGACUGGAUAAGAGCAAAGAGAAGGAGCGUGGGCAAAAGACUGGAAAAGAGGGUAAAAGUCGGAGGAACAGCAGAAGCAGUAGCCGGAAGAGGAAGAAAAGACGACACAGCAGCCCAGAGACGUCACAAUCCCACAAUUCUUCAGGAAGAGGAGGUCACACCAGAUGCUCCCUCUCCAGCCCAUCUGAAGAACGACACAGAGACCAGGAAAGAGAGAAAGACAAGGACAGAAAUAGAGAACGACAUAGGGACAGAGACAGAGACAAGGACAGAGACAGAGGGAGAGACAGAGACAGAGAAAGAGAUCACAAUCGAACCAGCAGCCGUAGAAGAGAUGAUAGAGAGUCUAGCUCAAGAAAAAAGGAAGGAAGAAAGGGAAGACGACGUUCUAGUAGCAGAGAGUGCAGGAGUUCCAAAAGGUCCAAAAGAAGCAGGGAAAAGAGGGAUAGUGAUAGAGACAGACAGCGUGACAGGGAACGCCGACGUGAUGGACGUCCUGUUGUCCCACCGUCUAUCCAAGAUCUUAAUGGCUCUGACCUCUUUGCCAUCAAGAGAACCAUCACAGUCACCACUACUACAACCACCACUACAGUACCUGGCUCCCCAAGACUCUCUACAACUUCUCCUCAUAGGCCAAUACAAGACUCUGACAAGUCGCACAGCAGGAAGAAAAAGCGAAAAUGGCGUUCUACUCGAGAUGACGAAGACCGGGGAAGUUGUCGCAGCCAAUCACAGUCUCUGUCACCACCUAGAUAUCACAGCUACGAGUCAGACCGCUAUUCAGACAAACUAGAUCUAGAUGUAUUAUCUUUGGAUGGUGAAGCUUUGGAUUCAGAUUACCCAUCUUUGGAGGACACACCUCCAACUGCCCCACCUCCUGAGCCAGCUCUACCCAGUCCUAAAACUAAAACCACCCCCAAGACAGGAAGGCACCACCUGAAAAAGAAAUCUUGUACAAUAAAGAAAAUGGGUCAGUCUGAAUCCUCUUCAUCCUCUUCCACUAGAACCAAAAGCAAAUGUCUCUCCUCAAUGUCGGUCACUUCAGGCUCUGCCACAGUCUCAUCUGGCCUACCUUCAGUGAAGCGAAACAGAAAGAUAGUCAAGGACAAAGAGCGGGACAAAGGCAGCAGAAAGGAUUUGGGCCGGUCUGGAAAAUCUAAGAAGGACAGCGGCACAAAUCGGAAGGGAAAGCUUCAGUCCAAAGUGUCUGUGUUGGUGCGAGAGGGUGUCAGCAGCACCACAGGGACUUCAGUGGGCUCUGGGAAACUAGGCAUGGACCUCUUAGGGCCAGGAGGGGCAGGAGGGGGCAGUGGAAGUUCUGUAGUGGGCGGCUCAAUUGCAGUAGUUUUCUGCAGGGACAAUGAGAGUAGAUCUCCAUUCCUCAAACCGUGUUCUGAGCCAUUGUCACUGGGUGGGCGCAGCAAAGAUCUGAGCAGUAUGGUUAAACGAAGCAGCAUGGCAGCUCCACCAUCCUCUUUAGCCAGUCCUGCAGAACUGAAAUCUAAAAAAACAAAACCCAGCUCCAUCACAUCCACCUCCUCCUCUGCCUCCCCGCCCUCCUCCUCUCUGGCAACUAAGCGUCGCCGUCGCAUGGCCAAGAAGUCAAGAGAAAAAGGAGGAACAGCAGGGCUUAAGGCUGGAGAUAGUAGUCAGACAAAACCCACAUCUGAGGGUUGGGGCGGAACCUCGUUAGAAGUUCAGUCAGCCUCUGGAGAUGGAAGCAAGUCUGUUAGUCCACAUACCGGGCAAGCUGGUCCUGCACCCUGUUCUUCCUCCUCUUCUUCUUCCUCGUCUUCCUCCACCAGUGUACUCCCACCAUCCUCGUCACCACCACACACUCCUCCCCCCUCUAUGGCUCCUCUGAGAGACACCAGGGAGUCCUCGCCAGAUUCUCAGACUGUGGACAGCAGCUGUAAAACACCAGAGCCUUCUUUCAUGGCUGAGGAAUGUCUCACCCAAACCAGUCCAACUCUACCACCGGUCAGUCCAUCAGGCGUGUCCACACCCCAGGGCAUGAGUCUUGGCAUGACCACCAAGCCUCCUCCUCCAGAUGACGCACCCAAAUCUUUGGCCUCGCCUCCCUGCUCAUCGUCUUCAGCCACCUGUGGUCUCACCUCUCUUUCUUUACCUAUGUCUUCAUCUGACCCUUCGUCCUCCUCUGUGUCCUCCUCAUCUGCUAGUAAGCCACCGCCUCCACCUCCUCCUCCUCCUCCUCCAACAGCUCCUGCCCUCCCCUGGAGUCUGCAGACUGGUGUGGACUGCACAACUGGAGGAGUCCUAGCAUUGACAGCCCUGCUCUUCAAAAUGGAGGAAGCCAAUAUUGCCAGCAGGGCAAAAGCACAAGAGUUCAUCCAAGCAACCAGCCAGAUCCUGUCUCAGGCCAAUCAGAAUCAGUCCCAGCAGCACGCCGCUCCUUCUUCAGCCUCCUCCUCAUCAUCCUCACAAAUCCCUCCUCCUCCUUCGCUCCCUCCACCUCCUGGUCUCAGCCCAGCUCAGUUCAUUCUCCAUAGCUCCCUCCCUCUGGUUGGCUGCACCAAAACGCCACCCUCUCACCUUCACCCCUCCAUAAGUGGUGGAUGUGCACAGACACCUCCUCCUAUGCUCCCUGUGGGACUGUCAGGAGUAACUGGGAGUUCAGGGGACACAGGCUGGGAUAAUGAGAGCAAAGACCCUGAUAAGUACCUGAAGAAGCUGCACACCCAAGAGCGUGCAGUGGAGGAAGUGAAGCUUGCCAUCAAACCUUACUAUCAGCGUAAAGACAUCAACAAAGAUGAAUACAAAGAUAUCCUGAGGAAAGCUGUGCAUAAGAUCUGUCAUAGCCGCACUGGAGAGAUCAACCCGGUCAAAGUCAGCAACCUUGUAAAACUGUAUGUCCAACGCUACAAGUACUUUAGGAAGCAUGGACGGAAGAUGGAUGAAGAAGAGAGGGAUGACAGGGAAUCAGGAACCCUGCAUUCCUCUGCCUAAUGGGGUGUUGUUUUUUUUUAUUAUGAUUAUUAUUAUUUUUUUUUUAAUCUACCCACAAACCCACCCCCCAACAUUGCCUUCUGCUAAUGAUCUGGGACAUCCAGGCCAUCCACUAAUUCUCAUGAAAUGUUUUUAUUGUUUUGAUAUUCCACCAUGUCUUUGCCUUUAUGUGAUCUUUUACAGGUCUGUUCUUUUCUCCAUGAUCUCAGUGUAAAUAUGUCUCACACAAACUUUACCAUGUAUGCAGAUUUCAGAAAGUGAAUGCCAUCAUAAAUACCCAUGUGACCUAAUACUUUAGAACUGUGCAAUAAAUAGCUCCUUGUGAAGCUUCUUAUUUUUAGUCUUCAUUUACAGUUUAUUUCACAACAGUGAUACUAUUUGCAAAACUUUUUUCAUUGUCCUUGAAGUGUUAAUGCUUUUUGUCUACUCCACAUGUAUCAAGAGCCAAGCUGUGGGGAUCUGUAGUACCUGGUUUCAUACCAGAAUCUGAUGUACAAAGUAUAAAGAAGCUACAUUUCCCCUCUGCAGACUGUAUGCAAGUUGACCCUCUGUGAGUUAGACAGCUGAACAAUGAUGGUUCAAAUACAUUUGACAAUUGACCUCUCACUUUGGUUCUGCUGUAUGUGUUUUGUGUGCAUGUGUUACUGAGGUUGAGAAAGUUGCUAAAACUCUUUAUACUUUAUAAAAUGACUUGACCAACAAAAUAUAAAUGUUGCUUGAAAACCA
This is a messenger RNA of Sphaeramia orbicularis (orbiculate cardinalfish), 5169 nucleotides long. It is a transcript of the gene scaf1, whose product is annotated as SR-related CTD-associated factor 1. Bases 289 to 4443 code for a protein of 1384 amino acids. Gene Ontology annotation, molecular function: RNA polymerase II C-terminal domain binding. The record is from RefSeq and is a predicted model, not a curated record. The transcript is spliced from 6 exons. Lineage: Eukaryota; Metazoa; Chordata; Actinopteri; Kurtiformes; Apogonidae.